AACGCGCUGCCACUGGGAGUCUGACAUCCUCAACAGUCAUGCCUGCCGUGUAGAAAGAAACCGGCUGCUGUAACGCAUCGAAGCUUGGCAAAUGCGAUUUUAGAAAAUGAUGUGCUAAAUUGUGUUAUACCCACAUUUGUUUUCCAGUGAUGGGGGGAAUAAAGCAGAGAUAAUUGAACAGCAUGUAGCUAUUGCAUUUUUUCCUCACUCAUCGGAUUAUAAUCUGGGGUUACCUAAUCUCUGGUAAUCUGAACUAAAUCUAUCUAAUUGUGGUAGAAAACUACACUCCCGCUGUUCUGGUGCACCGCUUUGCGCGUCAGUUGGUCUUGUUGGACACCGUGCCGCCAAAAGGAAAUUAUCAAUUGAUUCUCCAAGAUUUAAGGACAUUAAGAGAGUACAUCUGUACCAAAUUCUCUUAAGAGUGAAAUUAAGGCUAAUUGGAAUCUGGAGACCAAAUGUCGCAUUAAAACGCGCAGCAGCUGUUUUUUCCAGAGAUUAAGAACAUUUAGCAUUUUUUUCAUGUUGAAAUAUUUAUGCCGUGGAUAUUUGUCUACCGUUUCAUGACAGGGUUGAUAUUAUAUGUGAGAGAGUUCGGGCCGGGGUGUUGUAAGCGUGUUCUGGGAGUAAUGGGCGCGCCAUCCAAUGGUGGCAUCUAUUCCACACAACAGCGUUAGCACGUCAUCAGUUCACAUCUACGAAACGAGUUUUAUUUAAUGAGGACAUGUGAGGGGAUCUGAGUGUAAGAAAAACAGAUUGGAGAUCAGAUAGGCUACAUGUUAGAAAUACUAGAGGCGAGCAAGACGUGUGAUAAAUCAUUUGAUCAAGUGGACAAGAACAGACUGAUGCUGGACUGUGCACUGUCUGGAAGCGUGUCGCUUUUUAAAAGACACAUGCGACUCGAUUUUUAAAAAAAAAGUAUAAUUGCAAUUGAAUUCGGAGUCGUUUGUGUGUGACUGUGAAUGGAUUUGCAUUGGCCAGCCUAUUCCGUGAAGACUGGCAUAUUUAAUGUACGAUGAUCACACAUCGUCGCUUGUCUGUGCUGUCUGGACAAUCCUGUUGAUUUAAACAUUAUUCCCGUCUAUGUUUUGGCGGAUUCUUUCGAAGGCUCUCUGCAUCUCCAUUCUCGUUCUAUGAGGUAUCAUCUGUUGCUGCAGCCGGAUUAAUUGACAUUGUCAUGCAUUUGGAUUGACUCUAGCUGCUGGAGAUGUAGGCAAUCAGCAAUUCAUAAUUUCCCCAAUUUAACAUGUUUUAUUUCAGGUAAAAUGGGAGAACGAUUAUUGUUACUAUUACUGCUACUCUUAUCGUUACAUGCGGAUUGUGAUAGCCUACAGCAGACGAGCCAUUCAAAAUCGUCCAUCUCCACAGCAGCCGGCUUCUCUGAGAUUUGAUCGUUACUUUAUUGAAUCAGACUGUAAUAUCCCCUUCACGAGACGGAUUUCGGCUUGAAGUAGGUCUAGUAUUGGAGACAAUACGGGAAUUGUGGAGGUAUUGUAUUUAUUUCUAACUCGGUUAUUCCUUCACAACUGAAGAUAAAUGUUGAUGAUGGGGGACGAAGAAUUGGCUCAUCAGGUUGAUUCGGAUUUCGAGCCGCAAAACCGGCCUCGCUCGUGCACUUGGCCACUGCCUUGUCCGGAGGAUUUCCCCAAAGUACUGGAGGUCAAUGGGGGUCUUCCACUGACCACCAUCAAGGUGGAACCAGAUGACAAUCUAGCCGCUUCUGCGUGCAGAGCGGGGAGAAUGGGUGGCACGCCGACGGAGCUGAAGCAUCCAGCAGUCGCCCCUGCUCCCAUCGGCGCGACGCACCCAUGCUUGGCCGGCGCGGCACUUGAUGUGACUGGACAAUUGCGCAAAGCCAAAUCCUCGCGGCGGAACGCAUGGGGUAACCAAUCGUACGCGGACCUUAUCACACGAGCCAUUGAAAGCACCCCUGAAAAAAGACUCACGCUAUCACAGGUCUACGAUUGGAUGGUCCGCUAUGUUCCCUAUUUCAAAGAUAAGGGCGACAGUAAUAGUUCAGCUGGAUGGAAGAACUCCAUCCGACACAACCUGUCCCUCCACACGCGCUUCAUCCGGGUGCAGAACGAAGGCACGGGUAAGUCCUCCUGGUGGAUGCUCAACCCUGAGGGGGGCAAGAUGGGCAAGGCCCCUCGCCGGCGAACCGUCUCCAUGGACAACAGCACCAAGUACCUGAAGAGCAAGGGCCGGGUCAGCCGCAAGAGGGUGGGCAGGCCGGGGAUUGGUUCUGGGGCUCAAGUGGGGCUCCAGGCUUCCCCUGAGCAGGGUAGCCCACCGGGGAAGGUUCUCCCAGGCAACAUAGGGGGAGCUGGGGGUGUGGAAGGAGAGUUUGACGCCUGGACGGAGCUCCACUCCCGGGCUAGUUCGUCUACUUCGACCCUGAGCGGGCGCCUCUCGCCCAUCCUGGCCGAGGUCGAGCUGGAGGAGUCAGAGGAAGGCGGGCUCUCCUGCUCGGCCUCGCCCCACCUCUACCCCUCCCCCUCAUCCAGCGCACGUUCCCCGGCCAUGGGGGCUGCGGGAGGCCACUGUCCACCUGUGGAGCAAUUGCCCCAGCUGGCUAAUCUCACGGGGGCGAUCAGCCUGGAGGAGAGGCUCCUGGAGGAAGGCUACCACCAUCAUCAUCCUCACCCAGCGGCAGGCCACAAACUUCCCCCGGUCUAUCAUUACAACCCUGGGGUUAAAGGUCAGGGGACGUACUGCGGCACAGUCUACAGCCAGGCUGGGAUGGGCAUGCUGCACCACCACUCACCCAUGCAGACCAUCCAGGAGAAUAAGCCUGCUAGCUUCGGCGGCACCAUGCGGGCCUACUCAGGGACCAACGCCCUGCAGAGCCUGCUGACAGGAGGCCCCGGAGUUCCACAGCAGUACUGUGCCAAGGACAUAAUACUGGGCCAGGAGAGAGAUGACCACCCCAUGAUGGGGCCCUCCACGAACGGAGUGAGCUCCACCCGUCACAGCCAUCACUCCGGACACAACGGACAUGCAGCACACAGUCACAAUGGCAGCCACACAAACCACAACUCGGCUCACAGCCACAACGGCCACAACGGUACUCAGAGUCGUAACCUCAACCCUGUGACCAACCACAACCACAACUCUCCUCAUCUUGGCCACAACCUCAGUCAGAACCACAGCAACCACACAACGCACACACCGACUCAAGCCCCAGCCCCAGCCCUGGCCCCACGCAUCAGCAGUGGCCACCUCCAGCCCUACAGCCACAAAGCCCCCUAUCUUUACAGCCCCCCGUCCCACGCCCACCUCCCCGCUUCCACCACCCUGCCACCCAACCCGGCCGGCAUGCUGGGGAUGCCUCAGGACUCCUGCCACCUGGCCACCGCCCCCCACCCCUCGCACCCCUGCCACAACACUUACCCCAGCCCUCAACACCAAGGAAUGGGCAGUGGACUGUACCACCACCAACGGGGCAUGGUGGGAGGUGGCACAGGAGGCAGCUACCAUGGUAGCUCAUACCACCAGCCUCACCCCCACGAGAGACUACCAGCUGAUCUGGACCUGGAUAUCUUCCACGGGAGCUUGGACUGCGACGUGGAGUCCAUCCUCCUCCACGAUAUCAUGGACUCCGGAGAGGAAAUGGACUUCAACUUUGACAGCUCCUUGGCCCAGGGGGUGGGGAUGGGGAUGGGGAUGGGCGUGGGGGUGGGGGUGGGCAUGAGUGGACUGGCAGGUCCUCAGCAAGCCCACAACAACCAGAGCUGGGUGCCCGGCUGAGAUGUUUCCCGGAGUGCUUCCGGGCAGGCCUCAGAAAAGACUCCACUACCCAGAGUGCUGCAGGCCAGCCCUCACCGCCCCUCAGAUAGACAGACUCCACCCCCUCCCCACUAACAUGUUGGGGAGCACUGUGCUUGACUGUGUCAUUCCUGGACUGAAAACAGAGGAGAUGGGACAAACACUGUCACUCACUUCCCAUACCUUUCUAUGUUGUGUUAUAAAAAGCCCCUGUCCCUCCCUGCCCGGACUCCCUCUGGAUAUUGUAGCUCAUGUCACAUUGGUUUUUCUCACAUCAGCUGUAUACUGUGAUGACAAUCUCAACUGUGUUGUUUCCCAACCUUGUUCCUUUCUCAUCUACUAUCAUGAGACCUGAACUCACCAAGCACUUUAAAAAAAAGUGGGUCAGACUCCACAGCUCACUCACAAACAGACCUGGGUUCAAAUACUAUUCAAAAUCCUUUCCAUCACUUUAUCUGGGCUUGAUUGAGUUUGCCUGGUGCAAUGGAACCAAUAGAAUUGUCGCAAAAGUGCAAACCCCGCCUAUCUUGCGCUCCAGGCAGACUACAGCAAAAGCUGAACGGAUUUUAAAUAUCUCAAAUGGUAUUUGGACCCAGGACUGCUCACGUAGAAGACAAAUUCAUGCAGAGUUUGGCUGUUUGCAAGGCGGGUACGGUAUUUGACAUAUCAUUUUGCUGAACAAAUAAAGAAAGUGCAAGAAUCAGAAUCUGUAGUUACAUUUGUGGGAAAGAUGUAUAAUGGGGGUUGCUAUGCUGCUACGUUUACUGCCAGUGGGAAGCAGGGAAAAUGUCAGCAAAGAUUUCUGAUUGAUUGCUUAUUUGGUCUCUUUGUCGUUGGCUCGUAUUAGUCAAAUUCUACAUUUUGGGAAAGACUCUUACAACAACCUGUGCCUCCUCACUGACCUAAUUGAAAACUAUAAUCUGGUGCUUUACUUCACUGUGCAAGUCAAAAUGUAUGUUAUAUUAGUCAGUUGCAUUCUGUCAUUAUGUCAAUUGAUUUAAUCUUCGGAAUAUUCAGAAGAGAACAUUUGAAAUGGCGUAUCACCUUGCCUCAACCAGGGUUUAUUUUUUCUUUGUGGCGCCAGCUUUUUUUCUUUAGCUUUUUUCAUUUUCUUUUUUUGCCCCUCUCUCUCUCCUUUCUUUAACCUCUCUCUCUCCUUUCUUUAACUCCUCUCUCUCUCUCUCUC
This is a messenger RNA of Oncorhynchus mykiss (rainbow trout), 4951 nucleotides long. Its product is annotated as forkhead box protein O6-like. Gene Ontology annotation, biological process: regulation of transcription by RNA polymerase II. The record is from RefSeq and is a predicted model, not a curated record. Gene Ontology annotation, molecular function: RNA polymerase II cis-regulatory region sequence-specific DNA binding; DNA-binding transcription factor activity, RNA polymerase II-specific. Gene Ontology annotation, cellular component: nucleus. Lineage: Eukaryota; Metazoa; Chordata; Actinopteri; Salmoniformes; Salmonidae.